Molecule: messenger RNA, 2423 nt
Organism: Alnus glutinosa
Lineage: Eukaryota; Viridiplantae; Streptophyta; Magnoliopsida; Fagales; Betulaceae
Product: cellulose synthase-like protein E6
Exons: 8
Coding region: 73-2310 (745 amino acids)
Biological process (GO): plant-type primary cell wall biogenesis; cellulose biosynthetic process
Cellular component (GO): plasma membrane; trans-Golgi network
Molecular function (GO): mannan synthase activity; cellulose synthase (UDP-forming) activity
Source: RefSeq, a predicted model, not a curated record
UCUACGAUUCUACAUCUACACAAUUACAAAGACCCACAAACACGCGAGCACCACAGAGGAGUAUCACUAUCUAUGGGUACCGGUGGUGGAGAAAACGGAGUUCCAUUGUUUGAGACGAAAGAAGCGAGAUUUAGAGGAGCGUAUAAGGUGUUUGAUUCGACAGUGUUUGUGGGAAUAUGUUUGAUAUGGGUUUACAGGUUGACGCACAUCCCAGGAUCAGCAGAAGAUCAGCCAGCCGCCGGGCGAUGGGCUUGGAUCGGCAUGUUCAUGGCGGAGCUAUGCUUCAGUUUGUACUGGAUUGUCACCCAGUCUGUUCGUCUCAACCUUGUUUCCCAUCACCCCUUCAAACAAGCUCUCUCUCUCUCAAGAUAUGAAGAGAAGUUACCGGGUGUAGACAUCUUCGUGUGUACGGCAGACCCCAAGCUAGAGCCACCAACGUUGGUGAUCAGCACCGUCUUAUCAGCCAUGGCCUACAACUAUCCACCAGAGAAGUUGAGCAUCUAUCUUUCCGAUGACGGUGGGUCGGAGUUGACAUUCUAUGCUCUCCUAGAGGCCGCUACUUUCUAUAAGCAUUGGGUACCCUUCUGCAGAAAAUUCAUGGUCGAACCAAGGUCUCCUGCAGCAUACUUUGCCCACCAUUCAAACUUCCAAGACAUCACAUUUUCUCGAGAAUGGUUGGCCAUCAAGAAACUAUACGAAGAGAUGAAAAAUCGGAUCAACUCAGUUGUUGAAAUAGGCAAGAUUCCAAAAGAAGUAAGGGACCAUCAUAAAGGAUUUUUGGAAUGGAACUCUAAAGUGACGAAGCAGGAUCAUCAGUCAAUUGUACAGAUUAUCAUUGAUGGAAGGGACAAAACUGUGGUGGAUAUUGAUGGAGGGCGAUUGCCAACACUGGUAUACAUGGUACGAGAAAAGAGACCCCAAUGGCCUCACCACUUCAAAGCUGGAGCUGAGAAUGCACUGAUAAGGGUGUCGUCAGAGAUAAGCAAUGCCCCCUUGAUUCUCAACCUGGACUGUGACAUGUAUGCAAAUGAUUCAGAUACAAUACGAGAAGCAGCAUGUUUUUUCAUGGAUGAAAGGAAAGGCCAUGAAAUCGCUUUCGUGCAGUUUCCACAAAAUUUUGACAAUAUCACCAAGAAUGAUAUUUAUGGAUGUUCUUGUUCAGUAAUUAAUAAGUUUGAGCUUGCGGGUUUGGGAGGAUAUGGUGCGGCUUUGUAUUGUGGCACUGGAUGUUUCCAUAGAAGAGAAAGUCUCUGUGGAAAGGUGUACUAUAAGGAUUAUAGAGGAGAAUCUGAAACAGAUCAAGCCAAAAAGAAUGCAGAUAGAACUUCUGAUGAAUUAGAAGAAGCAUCAAAAGUUCUUGCAAACUGUAGCUAUGAGAAAGACACUCAAUGGGGGGAAAAGAUGGGGUUGAUAUACGGUUGCCCGGUGGAAGACAUUGUAACUGGGUUGGCUAUCCAGUGCAGGGGUUGGAAAUCACUUUAUUAUAAUCCAGAUAGAAAGGCCUUCUUGGGUAUUGCUCCAACAACCUUAGAUAUAGUUCUUGUCCAAUACAAGAGGUGGUGUGAAGGCAUGUUUCAAAUAUUUUUCUCCAAGUAUUGCCCCUUCAUAUAUGGUCAUGGGAAGAUUAAAUUGGGGGCCCAGAUGGGAUAUUGUGUCUAUCUUUUGUGGGCUCCAAUUUCUUUGCCAACACUCUAUUAUGUGAUUGUUCCUCCACUCUGCUUGCUCCGUGGCAUUUCCUUAUUCCCUGAGGUUACAAGCCUAUGGUUUCUGCCUUUUGCAUAUGUUUUUCUAGCCAGGAAUGCUUGCAGUAUAGCUGAGGCCCUGAGCUGUGGUGAUACACUGGAAGCUUGGUGGAACUCACAGCGAAUUUGGGUGAUCCGAAGGACUACUUCAUACUUUUUCGCUCUGAUUGAUACCAUUUCCAGGCAACUAGGGCUGUCUGAAACAACAUUUGUGAUCACAGAUAAGGUGGUCACAGAGGAUGUCUCAAGGAGGUACGAGCAAGAGGUGAUAGAGUUUGGAAGCUCAUCUAUCAUGUCUACCAUUGUGGCAACUCUGGCAAUGCUAAACCUCUUCACUUUAUGUGGGGGAAUCACAGAGAUUGUCAUGGAAUUGGAUCAGUUCAAGGCGUUGGACCGGUUGAUUCUGCAGGUUAUUCUUGACGUGCUUCUAGUCAUGGUCAAUAUACCUGUGUACAAAGCACUCUUCAUCCGCCAUGAUAAGGGCCGUAUACCUUCCUCGCUUACGUUCAAGUCCAUCGUUUUAGCUUCACUGGCUUGUUCAAUGCCUUUCAUUUUUAAUGUAAUAUAAAGAGAGCUUCUGUUUUUUCUUUUUAUUUUUAUGAAAAUGAGUAUCAUCAGAAUUGCCGAUAAUAAAUAUCACGUGAAUUAUCACGUUAAUUUAUAAGAGACUUACAGUAAAAA